This is a messenger RNA of Branchiostoma floridae (Florida lancelet), 1647 nucleotides long. RefSeq names its product zinc finger protein 234-like. The transcript has 2 exons. The record is from RefSeq and is a predicted model, not a curated record. Gene Ontology annotation, biological process: regulation of transcription by RNA polymerase II. Gene Ontology annotation, molecular function: DNA-binding transcription factor activity, RNA polymerase II-specific; RNA polymerase II transcription regulatory region sequence-specific DNA binding. The coding region runs from base 37 to 1647 and encodes 536 amino acids. Gene Ontology annotation, cellular component: nucleus. Lineage: Eukaryota; Metazoa; Chordata; Leptocardii; Amphioxiformes; Branchiostomatidae.
ACUAGUCGGGAAGGUGAACAGUCCAUAUUAGAAACUAUGAGGAAACCAAGUGCUAAAGGAAAAGGCGGGGAGAAAAUGAAGAAUCACGUCUGUCCGCACUGUAAGUAUUGUACGGGAAAUGCGGCACAUUUGAGAGAUCACAUCAGGACUCAUACCGGUGAGAGACCAUUCCAAUGCCAGCAUUGUGACUAUUCUGCAUCACAAAAGAGUCGCCUGAAAAUGCACGUUACGUCUAUACACACCUGUGAGAGACCAUCGUAUGGACGUGGACGAAGUGAGAAGUCGACAGCAUGCAAACGUGAACGUGUCCAGACCAAACACACUGUCGGAGUGAGACCGUAUGCAUAUCGUUGCGAUCUUUGUAACUAUUCUACGACAUACAAGGCGCAUCUGAAACGCCACAUCGCGGCGAAACACAGUAACUACAGGCCUCACAAAUGUCCAACUUGCGAUUUUGCUGCGGUGGACAAAACGUGCUUGAAAAAUCACUUAGCUAAACACACCGGUGAGAAACCUUACAAAUGUGACAUUUGUGGGUAUGGUACAGCACAUAUGUCAAAUCUAAAACGUCACAUCAUGAGCCAACACUCUAGCGAGAAGUCCUACAAGUGUGGAGUUUGCAGUUACGUUACUUCACGAUUGUUUGAUUUGAAGAAGCACACCGAAAAACACACUUGUGAGAAACCGUACAACUGUGAAGUGUGCGGUUACGCGACUUUGCGAAUGUGUGAUUUAAAGAAACACAUAGCCAAACACACUGUUGAGAAACCUUACAAAUGUGACAUUUGUGGGUUCGGUUCAGCACAGAAGUCAAAUUUGAAACAGCACAUCAUGACCAAACACUCAAGUGACAAACCUUACACUUGUGACGUCUGUGGGUUCGGUGCAACACAAGUUUCAAAAUUGAAAAGGCACAUGGCUAAACACUCUGACGAGAAACCUUACAAAUGUGACAUUUGUGGGUACGGUACGGCACACGCGUCAAAUUUGAAACGGCACAUUAUGGCCAAACACACCGAUGAGAAACCUUACACGUGUGAUAUUUGUGGGUACGGUACAGUACUAAAGUCAAAUUUGAAACAGCACGCCAUGGCCAGACACACAGGUGAGAAACCUUACAAGUGUGACAUUUGCGGGUACGGUGCAGCACAUGUGUCAACUUUGAAACGUCACAUGGCUAAACACACUGGCGAGAAACCUUACAAAUGUGAGAUGUGCGGCUACGCCACUUCACGAAUGUUUGAUCUAAAGAAACACAUCGCUAAACAUUCUGACGAGAAACCAUACAAAUGUGACAUCUGUGGGUACUGUACAGCACUUAUGUCAAAUCUGAAACGACACAUUACGGACAAACACUCAGCUGAGAAGUCCUACAGGUGUGACACUUGUGGCUAUGCCACUUCUCGAAUGUCUGAUUUAAAGAAACACAUCGCCAAACACACUGGCGAGCAACCUUACAAAUGUGACACUUGCGACUAUUUUACCGCACAAGUGACAAAUUUGAAACGUCAUAUGGCGAAACACACUGUUGAGAAACCUUAUAAAAGUGACAUUUGUGGGUACGGUACAGUGGAAUUGUCACAUUUCAAAAAUCACAGUAGGACCAGACACACUGGUAAGAAACCUUACAAAUGUGACAUAUUAUAA